GAACCGAGCAGCGAUGAUGAAUCUUAUGAAGUAUUGGAUCUCACAGAAUAUGCUAGACGACACCAUUGGUGGAGUCGAGUCUUUGGACGAAAUUCUGGGCCCCUUACAGAAAAGUAUUCUGUAGCUACUCAGAUCGUAAUGGGUGGAGUAACGGGCUGGUGUGCAGGCUUUUUGUUCCAGAAAGUUGGAAAGCUUGCUGCAACGGCAGUUGGUGGUGGCUUUCUUCUUCUUCAGAUUGCAAGCCAUGGGGGUUAUAUACAGAUAGACUGGAAAAGGGUAGAAAAGGAUGUUAACACGGCUAAGAGGAAGAUAAAGAAACAGGCAAAUAAAUCUGUACCAGAAAUCCACACUUUAAUUGAAGAGUCAACUGACUUUAUUAAGCAGAACAUUGUCGUAUCUGGUGGAUUUCUUGGAGGUUUCUUAUUGGGUCUUGCCUCUUAA
This is a messenger RNA of Staurois parvus, 441 nucleotides long. The record is from the annotation of a GenBank genome assembly. NCBI's taxonomy places the organism in Eukaryota, Metazoa, Chordata, Amphibia, Anura, Ranidae.